Messenger RNA from Lentinula edodes (shiitake mushroom), 1263 nucleotides. RefSeq names its product phosphatase 2C-like domain-containing protein. Gene Ontology annotation, biological process: protein dephosphorylation. Bases 1 to 1263 code for a protein of 420 amino acids. The record is from RefSeq and is a predicted model, not a curated record. The transcript is spliced from 5 exons. Gene Ontology annotation, molecular function: protein serine/threonine phosphatase activity. NCBI's taxonomy places the organism in Eukaryota, Fungi, Basidiomycota, Agaricomycetes, Agaricales, Omphalotaceae.
AUGAGGGGUUCUCCGAGAGAAAUAUCUCUAUGGAGGUUUGGUGACGGCUCAUGGUCCUACACGCUUAUACCAGAGCCAGAUAUCAGCACCGAACUUGCACGUCAAUCUGAUGCUCGAGCACACGGAACCACGCACUGUGUUUCAUUCCAGCCGAACGGACUUGAAGAAAACUGGAAUCAAGAUGUACAGCUUCGUGCUAUCUUCGAUGGACAUAUGGGAUACGAUACAGUAAACCAUGUCGCCGAACACCUAUCAACAAAGGUCCAAGAUCGUCUCAAUAACGCUUUCCCCAAGCUAGAUCCUGACUCAGUGUCCUCCCUACUUGCAGAAGUCAUCACAACUGUUGACGAUUCUCUGCUAGUGGAUUUGCUCUCCGGCAUACCUUCCGAAAGCCAAUUAUCCUCCCUUACAGAAUACGAGGUCCAAAAUAUCCUCGGCGGUGAUCACCGUAGUAAGGUCUUGCGUUCUAUGCAAGGAACUACUGUGAUUAUUGCUUUGACGAAUCCUGAUAAUGAAGAUCUUUGGGUAGCCAGUUUAGGUGAUAGUUAUGCUGUUCUGGGAAUACAGUCAAGCUAUGACGAUCGACGCGAAUCAAUGUUUCUGAGCUCUUAUCACAACGGUCUGAACCCUCGAGAAAGAGAGCGGCUCAUACGAGGACAUCCAAAUGAACCAGAAGUCUUGUCUCGAAAUCGCGUUUUGGGUGGUCUCGCGGUGACUAGAGUUCAACAUGCGUGUAAUCAUGUUAGCGGAGACUACCCAUAUAAACUUCCCUCAAUUUACACCGAUCGAGUAUUCCUACACGCUUCGCAGUCUCGGAAUCAAAGAGAGUUAAUCAACUCCGUCAACAACCGAAAUCUAACUCCACCGUACAUCUCCAAUGUUCCAGACGUGAAAUACGUCGAUCUCAAAUCAAAGAGACUUGGCGAUUCACCGUCUAGACUGAAUACUGACAAAAAGGGGAAUGAUAUAGUCCUUCGUAUGUGUCUCUUGAUGUGUACAGAUGGCUUGGUCGAUUUGUACGAAGACGAAUUGGAGACCAAAGAGCCUCUUGAUAUUUUUCAGAGAUGUAUGGAUGUCGCAUGUGCUGUGCCAACCGCCAGGUAUUGUAAAACGUCAACAACAGAUCAUUGCGACAAUGUUGCACUCUCAAUCCUCCGAGAUGCAUUAGGGGGAACAGACAUUGAAAAGGUAUCUACUAUGAUGACGGUAGAAAUGCAGGACAAGUGGAUGGAUGAUACUACAAUUUUGUUUGAAUUUCUAUAA